Ixodes scapularis (black-legged tick) is the source of this 494-nucleotide messenger RNA. Its product is annotated as transcription and mRNA export factor ENY2. Bases 53 to 319 code for a protein of 88 amino acids. The record is from RefSeq and is a predicted model, not a curated record. Gene Ontology annotation, molecular function: chromatin binding; transcription coactivator activity. The transcript has 5 exons. Gene Ontology annotation, cellular component: DUBm complex; SAGA complex; nuclear pore. Gene Ontology annotation, biological process: regulation of transcription by RNA polymerase II; poly(A)+ mRNA export from nucleus; positive regulation of DNA-templated transcription. NCBI's taxonomy places the organism in Eukaryota, Metazoa, Arthropoda, Arachnida, Ixodida, Ixodidae.
CUUUCGGCCUUCUUGGCGCGUCUGCAAGGCGAAGUUCCUACAUAUAAUAACCAUGGACGAGAAGCUAGUGAGCAGCGGGGAGCGAGAUCGGUUGAAAGAGCUUCUCAGGACGAGACUCGUGGAAUGUGGAUGGAGGGAUGAACUGAGAGCACACUGCAAAGAGGUCUUAAGGGAGAGGGAUGUUGAGACAACAACUGUAGACGAUCUGGUUGCUGCCGUUACGCCAAAGGGUAGAGCAAGCGUUCCAGACAGCAUCAAGCGGGAACUUUUGCACCAGAUACGCACCUUCUUAACCAACCAACAGGAAGACAGCAGCUGAUGCAACCUCAACGAAGAAUCAUGGCAGUGGUACGACCGACCACGCAGCGGCACAAUUUCACAUUCCUCAACGACGAAUGGAAUACCUCCUGCCCAUUCUGAACUCCACCCCGGGACACACUCCAUUAGAGCCGAAAUAAAUAAAUAGGGUCUUGCAAACCUAGGCCAAACCUGAA